Messenger RNA from Besnoitia besnoiti, 1113 nucleotides. Its product is annotated as cytochrome b. Lineage: Eukaryota; Apicomplexa; Conoidasida; Eucoccidiorida; Sarcocystidae. Gene Ontology annotation, cellular component: membrane. The transcript has a single exon. Gene Ontology annotation, biological process: mitochondrial electron transport, ubiquinol to cytochrome c. Bases 1 to 1113 code for a protein of 370 amino acids. The record is from RefSeq and is a predicted model, not a curated record. Gene Ontology annotation, molecular function: electron transfer activity.
AUGUUUGCUUGGAAGCUGGAAGACGGAAUCGUUAUUAAGCGCCAGGUAGUCCUGGACACUGAAUCCAUGAGCGUGAACAUUGGAUGUCACCAUGGUUAUAGUUACGGUACAUAUAUAAAAUCUACAGUACGAUUUGAGAUUUGUUACGUGACGAGCGGUGUGUUUAAGACUAGUUUACAUGCGCUCAUUUUAAUAUGUAGUUAUUUAACGAAGUUCUAUUGUGCUAGCAUGGUUUCGAGAACACACCAAAUUUCCAUGAGUCUAUUCCGGGCACACCUCGUCUUUUAUCGGUGUGCUCUCAAUCUAAAUUCAUCUUAUAACUUUGGUUUCUUAGUUGCAAUUACCUUUGUACUCCAAAUAAUUACAGGUAUCACUUUAGCGUUCCGAUAUACUUCUGAAGCAUCUUGUGCAUUUGCUAGUGUUCAACAUCUAGUUAGAGAGGUAGCAGCAGGAUGGGAAUUUAGGAUGUUGCAUGCAACAACUGCUUCUUUCGUCUUCUUGUGUAUCUUAAUACACAUGUCUCGAGGUAUGUAUAACUCCAGCUAUAGUUAUUUAACUACUGCUUGGAUGUCUGGUUUAGUUUUAUAUCUACUUACUAUAGCCACUGCUUUCCUCGGUUAUGUACUACCAUGGGGACAGAUGAGUUUCUGGGGUGCUACAGUCAUUACUAAUCUCCUUUCUCCAAUACCAUAUUUAGUACCUUGGUUACUCGGUGGAUACUAUGUAUCUGAUGUAACAUUAAAACGAUUCUUUGUAUUGCACUUUAUAUUACCUUUUGUAGGUUGCAUUCUAAUUGUAUUACACAUCUUCUAUUUACAUUUAAAUGGUUCUAGUAACCCUGCAGGUAUUGAUUCCGCACUUAAAGUAGCCUUCUAUCCUCAUAUGUUAAUGACCGAUGCUAAAUGUCUAUCCUAUCUAAUUGGUUUAAUUUUCUUACAAACGGCUUUUGGUUUGAUUGAAUUAUCGCACCCAGAUAACUCCAUACCAGUGAACCGGUUUGUAACUCCGCUUCAUAUCGUACCUGAAUGGUACUUUUUAGCAUAUUAUGCGGUGUUAAAAGUAAUCCCAUCCAAAACCGGUGGUUUGUUAGUAUUUUAUGUCCUCUCUCAUUAA